This is a messenger RNA of Hyla sarda, 3654 nucleotides long. Its product is annotated as albumin-like. Gene Ontology annotation, cellular component: cytoplasm; blood microparticle. Gene Ontology annotation, biological process: transport. Lineage: Eukaryota; Metazoa; Chordata; Amphibia; Anura; Hylidae. The transcript has 13 exons. The coding region runs from base 173 to 1711 and encodes 512 amino acids. The record is from RefSeq and is a predicted model, not a curated record.
UAUCAGGAAUUGUCCAGAGCAGGAGAGGUUUGCUUUGGGGAUUUGCUCUUACUCUGAACAGAUAUUGACAUGGAUAGAGGAGGCAGGAGAAAGCGCUGUUUCUGACUGGAAAGAUUACAUGACUUUCUCCAGGGCAUACAGCAACUGAUAAAUAACUAUAUUCCAUGAUAAAAUGUGUAAACAUCCAGAACUGGCAGAACGUUAUCCCUGGAGUGUAGAGUGUUGUGCCAAGGCAGAGCCAGAGAGGGAGAAGUGUUUCCAUGAUCAUAGAGAUAUUGAAGCAGAGCAAUAUCAGGUGCCAGAUUUUGACGUUGCAUGUAAGGAACAUAAAGAAAACCAUGACCAUGCUUUUAACCAAUACAUUGAUAAAAUUUCGAAGAGACACUCAAGUAUCUUCCCCCCGACAAUAGUGGCACGUGCUAGACAAUAUGACACUGUUGUCACUGAAUGCUGUGAAGCGGAAGAUAAGCCUACAUGCUUCAGAGCUAGGUUUGCUGAAGUUGUAAAAACUACAUAUUACAUUGAGCAAAAGCAGAAACACAUUUGCCAUAUUGCUUCAAAAUUCCCAGAAAGAGUCCCUCAGGCCAUAAAUAUAGCUUUUAUCUCCCAGAAACAUCCUGCCGCUAGUUUUGAUCUUGUGCAUAAAUUCACCACUGAAGCUGUGCAUAUGAUGAAGGACUGCUGUAAAGGAGAUGUGGUGGAAUGUAUGGUUGAGGGGCUGGAAUACACCCAACAUAUUUGUGACGAUCAGGAAAAGUUUUUUUCACCAAACUUGAAAGUUUGUUGUGAAAAGCCUCUACUCGAGCGCACACCUUGCAUCAUGGCCUUACCUAAAGAUGACAUCCCAGCAGAUCUGCCUAAAGAGCUGCCGAAAGAAUUUGUAGAGGAUGAACAUGUGUGCGACCAGUUUAAAGAUCAUAAAGAUGUACACUUAGCCAAAUUUCUUCAUGAAUUUGCAAAAAGGCAUGCAGAAUUGUCUCUUCAAGCCCUUCUAAGAGUUGGUAAAGGCUAUGAGGGCCUGCUUACAAAGUGCUGUGCAACUGAAAAUCCUGUGGAGUGCUACAAGGCUGCGCCUCAACUGCUUGCAGCUGGAAUCAAAGAAAGCCAAGAUCUACAAAAACAACACUGUGAUGCUUACGAGCAUCUUGGACCUUAUGGUUUUAACAUUCAGUUGCUAGGUGCCUACGUACCAAAAAUGAGACAGGUGUCAGAUGCGACUCUUCUUGAAGUUACUGAUAAAAUGACAAAAUUUGCUGGCAAGUGUUGUGCCCUUCCCCAGAACCAGAGACUGUCUUGUGCUGAAGAAAAGCUGGAUUUACUGUUAGGACAAAUGUGUGAAAGACAAGCUACUACAUUCAUAAAUGACCAGGUUCGUCACUGUUGUGAUGACUCUUAUGCGGACAGAAGACCAUGCUUCACAAAACUUGGGGUUGACCCAUCUUACCAACCACCAGCAUUUGAUGAAAGUGCCUUUAAAGUUGGUGCCGAUAUCUGUGAAGGUUCAGAACAGGAACAGAAAAAUAAAAGACUUACAUUACUUAUUCAUGUCUUGAAGCUAAAGCCUGACAUCUCAAAAGAGAAAAUGAAGGAGACUGUAGAGGAAUUCACAAAAGCAAGAGAGAAAUGCUGUGCAGCACCAGAUCAUCAACUUUGCUUCGAAACAGAGAGACCAACUUUUCUUCUGCAUUUGAAGGAACUGUUAGGACACUAACAUAUAAAAGACUGCAGUCCAGAAAAAAUGACAUCCAAACAUUAAUACAAGACUCACAUACAACGUACAACGUAGUCAAGGUUAUUUUAAUACAUGAAAUAAAGCUCUUGUAAAUAAAGGCUGUCUCUUGUUUACUCUCUUUGGGUAUUAUAAAAAAAAAUGGUAUGUAUGGCUAUAAAGAUAAAUAAAGAAGAUACAUGGAGAUUAUAUAAAACACCCAUUGAACACCAUUCUCAACACUCCAAUCAUUUUAUUCUUGUAUGGAAUUUACUUGUACAUAAAUCUGUCUAAAAGACCAACCUAGAACAUGAGGUAAAAUGAGCGAUGAAGGGGUAACAUGAAGAAUACAAAAAUCUAUGGAUUUAAAAAAAUGCAACAUGAGAUAUUGGUGACAACUGUAUUAUGUAUGACCACUUAACAGGAAUUAAAGGUUAGAAAAUCACUAUAAUGUAAUUCAUAUAGUGCAACAAUGUAUUUUAACAAUAUUUUCUUCAUUUACCUAAUACAGUUUGUAAAAUCUUAUAAAUACAUUUGUUUAAUGUAGUACAUAAUAUUAUUAUAAGAGAGUAAAUAUGGUGUGAAUGUUUUAGCGAUCAGAUGAGUGAUGAUUUUACUCUGAACAGUACUAUUCCUUUACCAUUAGUAUAAGCAUACAGUUGGGUAAUACGAGUUUAAGCCCCCAACUGGCUAAUUCCCAAAAGUUGAUAGGUACUAAUGAUGUCAGUAGUUGGUUACUGCCAGCUUAAGUAGUAAACUACAUGGGUGACUUCAGUGAUGAGCCACAAUAGUAUUAUACUACUGUACAAUUUUAGGACAGCUAUUUUUUUUCUGGAAUAUCCCUUUAAUUAACUCUGCACAGUUAAUGCCUUAUAGUAGUCAAAUAAUGCCCCCAUUAAAAUGAGUUACUAACUUACUAAUUUCUACAACCACAUACACACAUAAACAGACCUGCAUAUAUACACCAAACAUCCUCAUUCAUAAACACUUAAAUAUACAUGCAUACAUACAGUAUAUAAAUAUAUACACAGAUGAACAAAUACAGAUGUAGCCAGCAUCAUUUUGAUCCUCUGCGUUAAGAUAUUGUACUGCACUUUUGGAGUUGAGAUAAAGUACCCUAACACAUUGCACAAACCUAAUUUUAACAUAACUCCUCAACUACUGGUACCAAGGGUGCUAAAAAAAAUAAUAAAUAGUGAUAAUAAAAUAAUCGGGAGAAUAAUCACUGCUGCAUUAGGCUAUCCCAACACAAUACAUUGCUGUGUUGGGUUAACGGAUUCAAGUUAACCAUGGCUACAUCUGUAUAGUCAACUUUUCCUACUUCCUUGCAUUCCUACUCUUAGGGGUAAGUCUAGAUGCAGUUGUUUUUUUCUGCAGAAAGUAAAGAAAAAUUUUGCAAAUAUGUGGCAAAUGCACAAAAAGAUCUGAGUGUCUUAUAUACAGCUGCAGGUUUGGCAGGUUCACAAUGGAUUUCAGCCUUGGUACAUUGCAGAAUGACAUCUAUAGAGAAACCCUGGAGAAAAAUUUUGCAGCACAUGAAUGAGAUUUAUAAAAUUUUAUCUACUAGCCUGCUACUAUGGGGGCAUUUAUCAUUGUUUUUCUAGCUGUUUUGUAUGUCGAUUUGUCACACAUUUGGCGCAGCACUGCACCUCGGGCUAUUUUUUGCGACUUUUCAGUUUACAUUUUUUUUUUAAAAGUGUGUACAGACCAGGUUACAGGUUAAUUAAUUUAUCAACUGCGACUUUUCGCAAAUUUGGGGCAAAAAACACCCAAAAGUCGCAAAAAUACACCAGCCUAGACUUAGCUUUUUAGUGUAUGUGAAGAGUGAAAUUUCUGAAAAUGCGACCUGCACAAAAUUUAUCAAAUGCCCUGCGACCAUUUGAUAAAUUGAGUGCUCCCUUCAUUACCAACACUCAAAAAAAGUUGAAAAAAAAGCUUCACUUACA